Messenger RNA from Zootermopsis nevadensis, 558 nucleotides. Its product is annotated as small ribosomal subunit protein uS8A. The record is from RefSeq and is a predicted model, not a curated record. Gene Ontology annotation, biological process: translation. NCBI's taxonomy places the organism in Eukaryota, Metazoa, Arthropoda, Insecta, Blattodea, Termopsidae. Gene Ontology annotation, molecular function: structural constituent of ribosome. Gene Ontology annotation, cellular component: ribosome.
AUUUGUUCGGUGUUUGGUGACCCUGUCCAGCGGGCAAUGACGUCAUAACGUGGUAGGUGUUUCUUUUUACCCGUAAACGUGAAACGUGAAUGUAGGGUUGUGUUGAAGAAAUAAAUCGGAGCAAUGGUUCGUAUGAAUGUAUUAAGUGAUGCGUUGAAAUCCAUCAACAAUGCUGAAAAACGAGGAAAGAGGCAAGUUCUCUUGAGGCCAUCUUCGAAGGUUAUAAUCAAGUUUCUCACAGUAAUGAUGAAGCAUGGUUAUAUUGGAGAAUUUGAAAUUGUUGACGAUCAUCGUUCUGGUAAAAUAGUCGUAAACCUCACUGGUCGACUGAACAAAUGCGGAGUUAUAUCACCAAGGUUUGAUGUUCCUAUCAAUGAUAUAGAGAAAUGGACCAACAACCUUCUUCCGUCACGUCAGUUUGGUUAUGUUGUCUUGACAACAAGCGGUGGAAUUAUGGAUCACGAAGAGGCAAGGCGGAAACAUCUCGGUGGGAAGAUUUUGGGUUUCUUCUUUUAAACAGAAAAUGUGAACUGUAAAAUAAAAGUUGUUUACAAGUAA